AUGGCGCGCGUUUUGUGGCUGGUACUGAUCUUGGGGGGAGUCCUAGGGGACAGCAACCACAUCCCGGGUAGCUCCCGAGGGAUCUCCUCAGGGGACGAGUUGGUAGCCUCUGUUAUCGAUAGUUGCUUCGACGGUGAUGAUCCAUUCUCCAAGUGCGUCAAGCUGCACGCGCUCAGCUACCUGGAACACCUAUCAGGAUCUCCUGGGAUAUCCACGCAAGGAGAAAAGAGGUCCUUGGAGGACAGUCACUCAGAAGAUGAAUCCCAACUCGAUGAUCUAGUCUUUGAGAGAGUCAAGAGAGUUCUGAGGAGUCACCAGUUCAAGGUUCAUCUUCCGGAGUUCUUUUUUCAAGAAGCGACGGUGACUUUCAAACCUGCCCAAGAAGAGUUUGAUGUCAGUUUUCCUGCAGCUCCUGAAGGCGAAGCUAGGGCCUACUCGGAAGCCAGGGACAUGAUGAAGCAGAAACUGCUGCUUCCACUGUUACUGCUCAUCAAGCUGAAGUUGAAGGCGUUGACACCGAUAUUGGUGGCCCUGGUAGGCCUCAAGGCCAUGAAGGCUCUGAUCCUGAGCAAGAUCUCCAUCCUCCUGGUGAUCGGGUUCCUAGCCGUGCAGCUGUUCAAGAAGGCCGGUAUGAUGCCCAUGAUGCCACCCAUGACCAUGGAACCCGCCGCACCUCCCGCCUAUGGCCCCCCUGCCCCCGCCGCACCAGCACCUCCAGUUACCAUGAGCUCGUACGAGCCGUCUUGGGAACCUGCUGGUGGCCCCUACCAGAGGAAUUGGGACACUCACCAAGUUGUAUACAGCGCCUAUGCCAACACCAACCCCCAACCCCAGGUCACCCAGCAGAGCAAUCCAAUAACGUCGUAG
This is a messenger RNA of Homalodisca vitripennis (glassy-winged sharpshooter), 867 nucleotides long. RefSeq lists its product as uncharacterized. The coding region runs from base 1 to 867 and encodes 288 amino acids. The transcript is spliced from 2 exons. Lineage: Eukaryota; Metazoa; Arthropoda; Insecta; Hemiptera; Cicadellidae. The record is from RefSeq and is a predicted model, not a curated record.